This is a messenger RNA of Gossypium raimondii (Peruvian cotton), 1487 nucleotides long. RefSeq names its product protein CIA1. Lineage: Eukaryota; Viridiplantae; Streptophyta; Magnoliopsida; Malvales; Malvaceae. The record is from RefSeq and is a predicted model, not a curated record. The transcript has 10 exons. Gene Ontology annotation, cellular component: cytosolic [4Fe-4S] assembly targeting complex. Bases 234 to 1286 code for a protein of 350 amino acids. Gene Ontology annotation, biological process: iron-sulfur cluster assembly. Gene Ontology annotation, molecular function: protein binding.
CGCGUGUCAAACACCUGCCUUUUUCUUUUUUCACCGAAAAACCUAAAAGAAAAAAAGAGAGAAGAAGAAAACUUCGAACUUCCGCUUCGCCGAUUCCACACUUUUACUCUCUCAACUUCAAAUCCCUCACUCAAACAAAAAAGGCUCAAAUCGAAUCGAUUUAAACUAAAAGCAUACUUUUUUUUUCUUUGAAUUAUUACUAUUAAUUUGUUUUUCUCAGAUAUUUGAUUGAAAUGGAGUUGUUAGAUGGAAACUUAGAGCUCAAAGAGAUUCAAAAGCUUCAAGGUCAUACCGAUAGGGUUUGGAGCCUCGCCUGGAAUCCCGCCACCGCCGCUGCCGACGUUCCCAAGGUUUUCGCUUCUUGUAGCGGCGAUAAGACCGUUCGAAUCUGGGAAGAGAGCCCCUCUACUCGCUCCUGGGACUGCAAGGCUGUUUUGGAAGAAACACACACUAGAACCGUCCGAUCCUGUGCUUGGUCACCAUCUGGGAGAUUGUUGGCCACUGCUAGCUUUGAUGCAACCACUGCCAUAUGGGAAAAUGUUGGGGGUGACUUUGAAUGUGUUUCUACUUUGGAGGGUCAUGAAAAUGAAGUGAAAAGUGUGUCUUGGAAUGCAUCAGGUUCUCUUCUUGCAACAUGUGGGCGAGAUAAAACUGUUUGGAUUUGGGAAGUGAUGCCAGGGAAUGAAUUUGAGUGUAUUCAAGUUUUGCAAGGUCAUACUCAAGAUGUUAAAAUGGUUGAGUGGCAUCCGACUAUGGAUAUUUUGUUUUCCUGUAGUUACGAUAACACUGUGAAGGUAUGGUGGUCAGAUGAUGCUGAUGGUGAUUGGAGCUGUGUACAAACUUUAGGUGAAUCUAGCAAUGGUCAUUCUUCCACCGUCUGGUCGCUUGCUUUUAAUGCUAAGGGAGACAAAUUGGUGACUUGUAGUGAUGAUCUUACCAUGAAGAUAUGGGAAGCAGACAUCAUAAGGAUGCAGUCUGGUGAUGGUUAUGCACCCUGGAAUCAUCUGUGCACACUCUCAGGUUAUCAUGAUCGAACCAUCUUUUCAGUUCACUGGUCAAGAGAGGCAAUUAUUGCCAGUGGAGCUGCUGAUGAUGCUGUAAGGUUGUUUGUAGAGAGCAAAGAUGGUUCGAUGAAUGGAUCUUCAUAUCAAUUGCUAUUGAAGAAGGAGAAGGCUCAUGACAUGGAUGUAAAUUCAGUACAAUGGUGCCCUGGGGAGAAACGUCUACUUGCUUCAGCAAGUGAUGAUGGAACCAUAAAGAUAUGGGAGUUGGGAACUUUGCCUUGAUCAAAACUUUGACUUUAGCUAACCUUGGGGAUUUUACUUUUUCUAUGGUUUCAGAAAUUUGUUUUAAGUUGGGUUGUGGCUUUGAGAAAUCAUGAAUUAAAAUAUUAUAUAGAAAACUUAGUUGAAAUAAUUGUCAAGCAGAAGCUUCUGUGUAUAAAUUUUAAGAGCAAAAAUGAAAUUCUUGAUGAGCUUGGAUCCUUA